Messenger RNA from Trichoderma harzianum CBS 226.95, 1572 nucleotides. RefSeq lists its product as hypothetical. Bases 1 to 1572 code for a protein of 523 amino acids. The transcript has 2 exons. NCBI's taxonomy places the organism in Eukaryota, Fungi, Ascomycota, Sordariomycetes, Hypocreales, Hypocreaceae. The record is from RefSeq and is a predicted model, not a curated record.
AUGUUUAGGUUGUCAGGCAUCAGAGGCAAGAAGAGAAAACGAGAAAGCGAUGACGGAUGCUUUCAUCCACAAAAAAACAGACUGCUCAAAGGAGGCGCGAUCAAACAUGUCACGGAGGAGGAGAUAAAAUACGACGAUGUGAAGCCUCGCAGUUUACGUGAAAUUCUGUACCCUGAGCUCGAAUCUUGGGGCAUAGAUCCCGCAGACUGGCCGACAUUUGCAUUGGAAGAGCUAGAGGCUGAGCAGGAAAAGGAGAGAAAGAAGAAGGAGCAGGAAAAGGAGAGCUUUGGAGACUCUACAUCGGACUUGAGCGACACAUUGGACAAUCUCACAAUCUUCGAUGGCGACGACACUGUCAUGCGUACGCCUUAUACGAGUUCUGAGUUUGGUAAUGAUUCCGAAGUAUCUAUGAUGGAAAGCAUUUCGGACUGGGGAGAUUUUUACCGUGCAAGAAGACGCGAUUCAGACAGCUCAAUCACAAUUCCUCUUUGCAUCGAUGUCGACGAUGUCGAUAUGGAUGAACUUCCUAUUGGUAGCGGACGGGGAUUUAUACCGCCACAACUGGAUCUGGAGCCGGGCUUGACGGGCCAAAUGUCGGGAUUUCCUCUUGCCGGUCAAGUUCCUGUUGUCCCUGAAGGCGCCACCUUGAAGGAAUUAUGUUCUCUUCUCGGUCAAGUUCCUGUUGUUCCUGAAGGUUUCAUCAUGAACGACUUAUUUGGUCUUCCCGGUCAGGAUCCUUUUAUUCCUGGAGAUGUCAUCCUGGAAGAAUCAUUUCCUCCUUCCGGUCAAGCUCCUGUUAUUCCUGAAGAUGUUAUCCUGCAGGAAGUGUUCCCUGCUCCCGAUCAUGCUCCUGUUAUUCCUGGAGAUGUCAUCCUGGAAGAACCGUUCCCUCCUCCUGAUAAUGCUCCUGCUGUUUCUAAAGAUGUUAUCCUGAAAGAAUCAUUUACUCCUUUCCGUCAAGCUUCUCUUUUUCCUGAGGACGUCAUCUUGAAAGAAUCGUUUCCUGCUCCCGAUCAUGCUCCCGUUGUUUUUGAGGAUGCCAUUCUGAAAGACUCGUUUCCUCCUCCCAGUCAAGCUCCUGUUGUUCCUCAAGAUAUCAUCUUGCAAGAAGUAUUUCCUCCUCCCGGUUAUGCUCCUGCUGCUCCUGAAGGUGUCAUUCUACAAGAAGUGUUGAUUCCUCCCGGUCAGGCUCCUGUUGUUCCCGAAGAUGUCAUCCUGCAAGACGUGUUUCCUCUUCCCGUCCAAGCUCCUGCUGCUCCUGAAGGUGUCAUCCUACAAGAAGUGUUUCCUCCUCCCGGUCAAGCUUCUAUUGUUCCUCAAGAUGGCAUCCUGAAUGAAGUGUUUGGGCAGUGGGUACCAUACCGCAUGGAGGCGCCUCCGAGAUCUGAGUAUAGUGUGGAAAUGAACGACGAUGCAAGUGUUAAAGCAGAGACAGAAGCGAGCUGGGAGACAGCGACGGAAAGGGGAAUCGGAGCCGAAAAUGAAGCUGCAGCCAAAACAGAAACCGAGUUUAGGCCAUAUGUGGGAAUCAAAGUGGAAGAAACAGGAACAAGAACGGCAAAGCCGAGAUAG